UUAUAAGAAUCACGAGACUGCACCUAAUGGGAAGCUCUUUGACAAGCAGUUCCAAUAUGAGCACCAGAUUCACUGACCUAGUGAUACUGAUUCUGUUGCACUCGAAGAUUUUGAUGAAAAUAUUCCAUUUACAUACCCACAAGAAGAUAGAUGAAAUUAAUUACAGAAGAGCAGAGAUGACAAAAUCCAAAGAAAAAGGCAGUAAAAAUCGAAACAAAAGUUUGAGAAAUUCAAAACGUCUCUUAAGAAGUGCUAAAUUUAAUAAAACAAUAAGUAAUAAAAUGCCCCAUAAUUCAAACAAAAGUUCCAAGAACAAGAACCUCAACAGGUACACAAAGCUCAGUGAAGGUUUGUUCAAACGAAAACCAUCAGGCCAAAAAUAAAAUCGAAGAUGACCGCGAAUGCGAAAUCCCUGACGAAUUCUACACUGAUGACACAGGAGAUGAAGCUACUUAUCUUUACACUAAUAACUCCACUACAAGAGAAAAAUCUAGAGAGAGGAGCCAGAGGAGAACUAAAAAUGUUUCGAACAAAAAUCAGAAAGCCAAUAAAAAGUCACGCACUCGUAAGCCUCCAAAAUCCUUCUUAUCGCCUAAAGAAGCAGUGAUGAUCAAGACAAUCCCGCUCUUUUUCUCUGAAGAGAAGGAAGAGGAGAUCAAUCUUGGGGAAAGUGUCUACACUCAAAUCUCCAAAGACAUUUUGAUAAAGGAUAACCUCCAAGUCAGUAAGAUCUAUGAGGAGAUGACUAAUCGGACCAAUAUUAAGAAGGCAGCAGAGAGAAGGUCAGGUAGGAAGAAGAACCCAGAGGUGAUCAAGAGGUUGCUCUCUCCACCCAAGAAAGAUAUCAUCAUUGCCGAUGACAUCUUCAAUGCAACAAAGGCGAAGGCUAAAAAUGAUAGCUUUAUGACAUAUCAGGAGAAGACUUGUCGGUUAAAGAUACAGUACUCAAGCAGUCAGUUGGAUUCAACCGACCAUGACAGGAAGUGUUCCCAAGAAAGGCUUAGAAAUUGCAAGAUUAUCGCCACAGACAGUGAUCAGAAGGGAAAUUAUACAGACAAAUUCCAUUUUAACGAAUCUGUAGAGACCGUUAAAUCCAAACGAGGAGAUAAUUAUCUGUUAAACAAUCCGAGUAUUUUCACAGAACAUCCUCCAACAUCGUCGAAUUUCAGUCAGAGAGCAUCAAAGAAGACAAAGGAGCGGAGUAAGAGUACCAAAUAAAAGGUUCAAUGGCUUCUACGAGCAACAAAUGAAAUAUGUUGAUAUUAAGAACACUAAAAUCCAGAAGAAAAUUCAUAAAAGAGAAAGAUUAGUAGAAGACCUUAGGAGGCAGAAAGAAAGGUUCUCUCUCCUUUCUUCAGGGAGUCGGAAGAUUCUUAACAGGAGUAGCAAAAGAUCGACUUCAAAGGAGAACUUGUUCAAAAAUAUGACCCAGAGUAUUGGAACAACAAGUAUUUUAGAUAAUUCUCAGAAGCAUUCUGUGGAUUUCAGAUCACCAGUUCUUCAUAAAUGCUCAAGCACUGCUUCUGUGCAUGACAGACUUUUCAAUGACUCCCAUACCCGCCAAGAGAGUCGUAGAAAUCUAUUAGAAAAAUACCAGGAAUAUGAAAGGAAUAACUCUAAAAGUAACUCUCGAAGUAGAAAAUCUAGAGAUGCUGGGAAGGACCUGCUUAGGAUUAACAGGUCUGCUCAUAACCUAAAAGAUGGUACAAAGAAUAUGCAGCAAAGUAGCCAAGCUAAUUUGAGCGAUAUUGCAUCUUUCAUUCCAGUAAAUCAUAACCUUAGCAACCAGAUUGCAAAAGAAGUAAGCACCAAGCUUUAUAACGAUGCGUGAAGAAGAAUGGAACGUACCUCAAGUAGAUCCAGGAGCAGGAACAGAUCUCAAAAUAAGAAUAGCUCUCAAAGCAGGAAUCCUGCGUCUAAUAAGUACCUCAAGGAUAUUUUUGAGACAGACUUCCAAAAGGCCAUAAUUGAUAGAGCAGUAAAAACUCGUAAAUUGAACUACUAUCACACUAAUGAGAUCCUUAAAAGUCUAGGCUUCAUGUUCACUGAUGAAGACCAUAAUGAUAAAGCUGACGAGCGCAUGCUCUUCCUCGACUUCUGGAGGUGCCUCAGAGGGGAUGAGAAUGAUGGAAUCGCUCCAAAAGAUCUUAAGAUGCUACUUUCUUGUAUUGAGGGAAUUCUAGUUGAUAAAAAGGCAACACAAAAGAACUUCCGGAAAGGGAUGAAACCACUUGAUUACAUAAUGCGUAAGAACUCGAAAGAAAUAAGGAAUCUUAAAAAGCCUAAAGAAACUCAACCCUCACAAAAAGCAGCUAUAACAGAUCUAAUGAGCUUUGACGACAAAUGAAAUCUCAAAAUCAUCCCUAAAGACUAUGCCAAAAUUCGGAAAUAUUUCAUAACUUUUGCUACUAAUAGGUCUAACUUCCUCAAUAAGAAGAUUAGUGAGAAAAUAUCUCAAAGGAAAAAGCCUGUUGAUUACUCUCACAAGCCAAAGAUUAACAAAUAAGUCUCGAAAGAUUGUGAAGACGCUGCACAGUAAACUUUCUAAGCUCAAAAUUCCUCACUAUGAGUUACUGCUCUACAAAGGAAAAGAGUAUGAAAAGCGAAAGGAAAUGAACAUCUCAGAGAAAAAUACCAAACUGAAGAAGGACCUGAUGCACAAUUUAGUCCAUAAGAGAAAGAAUAGCACCCCGAUGAGCAGCUCUGGAUCAAAAGUGGAGGAAUAUGACUCUAUUGUUGUCACUAAGAAGCCAAAUGCUUUCCAAGAGUAUCUUGAUCCAAACACUUAUGAAAGCCAAACCUCCACUCCGACUAAGUCUCACCUUGAGAGUACUGAAUCUUGUGAUAAAUCAGGGAAUCAUGGCACUAUACUGAGUAAUGGCCAGCUGGAUAAAAGUGAGCUGUUCAAUACAAGCCCGAUCAUUGAAGAGGAGUAUUCAUGCACGGAGGAAACUCCAAGUAGCAAUAUGCUUGAAGCUGAUCAAGAAAAGAGUCCUCAAAGUCAAGAGAGUGACUGCUCUUCCCUCGAGAAGGAGCAGGUACAUCUUGAAGAAUCUCCCCCCGAUUUUGACAAAGGAUAUCCAAUCUUAUACGUUGAUAUUAAUCUAGGCAAGGAACGGGUAGAACGCCUAACUGUUUAUGAAGGAGAAGACCCAAGCGUAGUCUCUGCUGUGUUUGCUGAAAAGACAGGUAUUAACGAAAAGAUGAGAAUUAAACUAGAAAAUAUGCUCAAAGACCAACUCUCCUCCAUUCUGUCUAGAAUCAACGAAGAAGAUGAAGAAGAUGCCUAAAUAAGUAUUAAUUUAAUUUCAACUCAGAUAA
This is a messenger RNA of Moneuplotes crassus, 3321 nucleotides long. The record is from the annotation of a GenBank genome assembly. Lineage: Eukaryota; Ciliophora; Spirotrichea; Euplotida; Euplotidae.